Schistosoma rodhaini is the source of this 3076-nucleotide messenger RNA. The record is from the annotation of a GenBank genome assembly. NCBI's taxonomy places the organism in Eukaryota, Metazoa, Platyhelminthes, Trematoda, Strigeidida, Schistosomatidae.
GUUACAUUAGUUAGCUUCUAAGGUAUAUCCUCAUGAAAAAUGAGUUGCAGAAUGGAUAUCAAUUUCAAAUUCACCGUACUAUGAUUACGUCGUCCAUAAGAUUGAAGAUUGUACCUAAAUUAUUCCAGAGGUUUCUCUAACCUUGGUUGCAAGUUCGUUGUGAUUUCAAAUCAUCGCGUGGUUUGUAGUCAAUGGCAUCCAUAUCUCUUUUGAACCCGAAAGCAGAGUUCGCAAAGGCUCAGCAUGCAUUCAGUAUCAAUUUGGCUGCCGCAAGGGGACUCUACGACGUUUUGAAAACUAAUCUUGGCCCAAAGGGGACCAUGAAAAUGCUUGUUUCAGGUGCAGGCGAUAUCAAGAUUACCAAAGACGGUAAUGUUCUGCUUCAUGAAAUGCAAAUACAACAUCCUACUGCAAGUCUGAUCGCGCGUGUAGCAACUGCUCAAGAUGAUAUGACAGGUGAUGGAACAACUUCAAAUGUCCUUCUGAUUGCUGAAUUAUUGAAGCAGGCAGAUGUUCACACUUCCGAAGGACUUCACCCGCGUUUGAUUACAGAAGGCUUUGAUAUCGCUGCAAACAAAUGUUUGGAUAUACUAUCCAAGUGUCGGAUCGACUGCCCGUCAGAAAUGCCAGAUAGAAGCACACUCAUAUCCGUUGCGGCGACAUCGCUCAAUACAAAGGUCCAUUCUGAUUUGGCUAACCUCCUGACUGAGCAUGUUGUAGAUGCAGUAUUAUCAAUUCGGCGACCGAACGAACCUUUAGACUUGCAUCGAAUUGAACUGAUGCAAAUGCAACAUAGAACUGAUAUGGAUACAACACUUGUAAAAGGGCUGGUAUUAGAUCAUGGUGGCAGACACCCAAAUAUGCCUAAACGUGUAACUAAUGCAUUUAUUUUGACUUGUAACGUUUCCUUCGAAUACGAAAAAACUGAGGUGAAUUCCGGAUUCUUUUAUAAGACAGCGGAAGAAAGAGCGGCCCUUGUAAAGUCUGAACGGGAGUUUAUUGACUCAAGAGUUCAGAAAGUGAUCGCUCUGAAAAAAAAAGUAUGUGGGGAGGUUAGUGAUGGUGACAAACCUGGAUUCGUAAUAAUCAAUCAAAAAGGAAUUGACCCAUUUUCGUUAGAUGCCUUCGCUCGAGAAGGAAUACUUGCUCUACGUCGUGCUAAGAAACGCAAUAUGGAAAGAGUAACUCUUGCAUGUGGUGGAUAUGCGCUGAACUCAGUCGAUGAAAUGACACCUGAUUGUCUUGGACAUGCCGGCCUGGUUUAUGAAUUUGUUUUGGGCGAAGAGAAAUAUACAUUUAUUGAAGAAUGUAAAAGUCCGCAGUCAGUAACUUUGUUGAUGCGUGGGCCUAAUAAACAUACACUCAACCAAAUCAAAGAUGCUGUUAAUGACGGACUGCGUGCUAUAAAGAACACAUUAGAAGAUGCCAAAAUCAAUCCCACUUCUUUCCGUCUUACGAAUCUCCCCUCUCACUCUGUUGAUAUAAAUUGUAGCAACCUAAACAGACACACUGUAAGCCUUUGAUAAUAAUUGACGGCGCUUUAGAUAUGUGAGGAAAAACCUUUUUGUCGGCUAUUACUUGGCGACUUGCAUGAAUCAAAUAUUCUCAGGGUUUUAUUUUUUGUUAAUUCCCAUCUUUCUAAAUUUUAGAGUGUGUCAUUCCAGGCGCAGGAGCUUUUGAAUUAGUUGCUUAUCGCGAGCUAUGCAAAUUUGCACAGUCUGUUAAGGGUCGUGCUCGUCUCGGUGUUCAGGCAUUCGCAGAUGCGUUGCUUGUUAUUUUAAAAGUCUUAGCUAGGAAUGCCGGUCAUGAUGCUCAGGAGACAAUGGUGAAAUUGCUUGAGGAAGCAACUAAGGUGGAUAAUCGUUGCAACCAUAUUAUCCCCACACAGCUCGUAGGAAUUGAUCUCACUACGGGGGAAGCAAUGAUCCCUGCUCAAGUUGGAGUUUAUGACAACUUCAUUGUGAAAAAACAAAUAAUUAAUUCAUGUUCUGUUAUUGCCUCCAAUAUAUUGCUUGUUGACGAAAUAAUGCGAGCCGGAAUGAGUUCUCUCAAAGGUUAAAUUCUUGCUUUUAAGAAUUCAUUAAAUAUAUUUGUGUGUCUAUUUGUGUUCUGCCUUUAAAAUAUCAUAUUUUAAUCAAAGUCUUUCUGCAAAACUGUACCACUUAUGUUUGUUAGCAAAAUCCGCCUUAAAAACACUAAUUCUGUACUCGAGUGCGGUUGUUAGACUCCUUCAUCUUAAUAUCAUGCAAUGGCAUGGUCUGAUGCCUGCAAUCAGUACGUCGUAUCACGCAAUUUUAAAAACAUACUUCAAUUGUUAGAUGCUUGUUUUAGUACGCAGUCAGAAGAAGCUCAGCAACUAAAAAUACUGUUCAUGCAGACAGAACUACGCGCAUGUCGUGAGUGUUAAAAUACUUAUAGGUAUUACCGUAGUUCUCAUAAUUCAAACACAAUGAAAUAUCGUUUGCUUAAAGUGUCAUUGAGAAGAAAACGAUAAGAGCUUGGUCUAAUAAGUCUGUUGUAUAUGGAAAGUCCUAAGUUGACUUCCUUCUUGUAGCUUGCACAGUGCGUCGUAGUUAAAACGUAUUCCUUGUUCAAGUAUAUUAUGACCCAUGGACAACUGCAAAUCUUAAAGAAAACAAAGCUUUUCGGGAAUAACUUCGUUGUUGCGAUUUGGAAAGAAGUCGGCUAUUGACCUACAUUAUUAUGUCGGUCUUUCGUAUUAUUACUACUUAUAUUAAAAGGUGGAUGAGGUAUAUUCGGGUUGUAAUAAAUGACAUUUUUAGGUUUUGACCCGCGCAGCUGAAUACUUUCAACUUCGGGUUUUUUAGACGUGACGGGUGAUGUAUGCUUCACUAUCUAAUUCAGACUUGAUCAUUAGCUUAGUGAUACAGUGCUGCGUUGUGGUUCUAAUUACAAGGUCAUCAUGCAUUUUUGUACAAUAGAAUGAAACUUAGUCGUUCCUAUGUGUUUGCUUUGAUAUAACAGAUUCCCUAUACUUGAUUAAAUGUGAAAAUAUACAUAAUAACUGCCAAUAAAACGAGGUUGUUCACACGAUAUCCGUCUAGCAACCAAAGGA